GAAACUCCAAUUGCAAGAAUUGGAAGAACUCCGUUUGGAUUCUUAUGACAACGCGGAGAUCUACAAAAGAAAGACGAAGGCUUGGCAUGAUAAGAUGAUCAUAAGGAAGGACUUUAAACUUCAUGACAAAGUCCUCCUUUUUCAAUCACGCCUUCGUCUAUUUCCAGGAAAGCUGAGAUCUCGUUGGACGGGACCAUACAAAGUGGUCAAAAUAUAUCCACACGGGGCGGUGGAAAUUGAAGACAUGGAGACGGGAGAGGUACUCAAGGUGAAUGGACAAAGAUUAAAACCCUUCUUUGAGGGUUUUCAACCCAAAAAUGUAGAAGUCAUGGACCUUUCUGAACCGGUCUAUGAGUGAAUAACGAAGAUAUCGUCGAGCCACGACGUUAAAUAAAGCGCUUCUUGGGAGGCAACCCAUGCAAGGUAUGUUUUUCUUUUCAAUUUUUUGUUUUCGAAUGUCAACUUUUGGGGAGAAUGGGAGGAAAUUCUCAAAAAGAAAAUAAGGGAAAAAUAAUAUUUUCAAGGCCUGGGAAAACCCCGAUCGAAUCAUCACCAGUUACCCGGUCGGAUCCAUGCCAAAAAGAGGAUUAAAAUGGACCAAACAAAAUUCCAGGCUAAUAUACCCGAUCGAGUAACAGUCAUACGCGGUCGGGUAUAGAGCAAAAAAAUGAAAGAAGGGGGAUCGAGUACCCCAUACUCGAUCGGCCAAAAGCACAGAAUUGCACGAAUACCCGAUCGGGUAUACCUCAUACUCGAUCGGGUAAUCGACCCCUGGAGCCAAAUUUAAAAAUCCGCCAAAUACCCGAUCGAGUAAAUUAAUAUACUCGAUCGAGUAUAUUUCAAGAAAAUCCUACGGCGGCCAAAAUUCGAUCGAGUAUACCCCAUACUCGACCGAAUACACAAACCUGGAACCAAGUUUUUUUUAAAAAGGGGUAUACCCGAUCGAGUAAAUUAAUAUACUCGAUCGAGUAUAUUUCCAGAAAAACCUACGGCGGCCAAAACUCGAUCGAGUACGGGGUAUACUCGAUCGAGCCCGAUCCCGGAACAAGAACAAAAGAAGGCAUACCCGAUCGAGUAAUCGGGGUACCCGAUCGGGUACACGAAGUUUAAACACGAAUCAAAGGCCAAAUCCAACCAUUCUUCUUCCCCAAAACCCCAAAAUUCGAACCCCUUCUCCCAAAUCCUCCAUUUUCACACCUUCAAGCUUCAAUUACUCUCUCAUAUCUCAACCAAAUCCACCCAAACCACCACCAAAUCAAUCCCUACACUCUCCUCUACAACCUCAUACCCAUUAUUCCCUCUCUCUCUCUCUCCAUUUCCAAAAAUCCGAAAACCCUACCCUUAGACCCCAAGUCCGAACUCAAGCCCCCUAAUUUCUCAAAAAUGGCACCAAAGAGGAACCAACCGGAGAGCUAUAGCUCAAGGGGACCUAUCCGAGGCUAUGAGGAUGUGCAAUUUGGCCCGGGGGAUCAUCGGAAGCGAUUUGUGGCCAUUCUAAAAAGGCAAGUCAUUCCUUCUCGCUUUUUAUGCCAUGAAGCUCUUAAUUCACUAGGUUUGUUGGAUGGCAUGAGAGAAUUGUUUGAUGAAUUGCACAUGGGAUUGCUUUUUAAUGUGCAAUAUAAUUGUAAUGAAAGGGUCAUCUAUGAAUUUUUGAGUUCGGCCAAGUUUGUGUUAGAUGAUGACCAUUUCUAUGAUGAUACACUCUCGUUUCGGUUGAUGAACACCGACUACACUAUAACGAGACGUGAUUUUGCCGAACACUUUGGGCUCCGAUUCCCACAUGAAAGGGAAAUUCCGGAUAACACUAUGGAUGCAUAUAAUCUUUGGGGCAAAAUGACCGGAGAACGGAAUUUUAGCACGUCCCAACUUUACAUAAGUCACGUGCAACAUCCCCUUCUCCGGAUUUUCCUCAAAUUUUUGUGCAACUCUUUACUUGGCCGCCCCAACAACCAUCACACUCGGAUAGGGGAUGUAGCCAUUCUCACUCUUGCUCUUUUCCGCAAUCCCGUUGAGUUUAACAUUUGCAACUUGAUUUGGGAUCAUCUACAAAAGGCUAUCACCAAAGGGGGGAACAUUGUUAUAGGGGGUGUUAUCAUGCAUUUGGUUUCCAAGUUUGGCUAUGUGGAUAAUGCCACAAUCUCUAAAGAUUCAUUGAUGCAUCUUGGAUGGUUGUCCAAUGCACAAUUGAUCUCUUUGGGCAACAAAGACCACAACGGAAACCAACGAUAUAGAUGGCACAUGAAGUACCCCGAACCGGUCAAAUAUUUCCCCCUCCCAUGCGAUGAAUUACCUAGACUUAGGUACAAGAUGGAACCCGCUCACAUUCCACAUUACCUCCUCCCCAACAACAUUCCACCUCAUCUCCAAGCUCAAGCCGACCAAGCCGAACAACCCAAUCCCCAACCGGAGCAACCCGAGCACCAAGAGGGAUAUGAACAUGUCCAACAUGAUAUCCCCGACCUCCCCCAAAACCCGCCACCACAAGACUUCUUCCAACAACUCUUGGCGGGUCAACAAUCCCUCUUAACCGGUUUCCAAACAAUGAGCCUUGAUUACACAAAAAUGGGAGAGCAAUUCACCCAACUUCAAGGGGAGAUAGGCCUCUACCGGAACGAGCAACAAGAAAGAGACCGACGGUUUGAUGCAUACCGGGAGGAGCAACGGUUGGCUUUUCAAAGGUUGGAGGAACAACGGGCGGCCGACUUGCAACGAUACGAGGAAGACUACCGGAGGAUGUAUGGGCCGACAUAUUCUUACAUGUCCCAACUUGGCGGGUUUGCAUCUAUGGCCUCACCACCACCGACACCUUCUUGGUAUAACCCCUCCGAUUGGGGUAAUUUUGGCGGCUCUAGUUCCGGCAUGGGUGGUUAUGAUGGCGGGGACACUACCAUGGGCGAGGGAGGAGGUGAUGACAUGCAUGGGAGCGGCUUUGGCGGAAGCUACUAUGGUGGAGAAGGCGGGCACUAAGGAUAGUGCCAUGAUUCAAGUGUGGGGGAGGAAGAUCAUCUUUUGGACACUAUCUCUUGGAGAGGCAGAAGAAGAAUAAAAGAAGAAGAAGAGAAAAAGAAGUAAGGGGCAUAGAAGACCAUUAAACCCAAAGAGAUGUUAUUUUGUAAACUCAUUUACAAUACUUGGUGGUUUUAGUUCCUUAUUUCUUCCAAAUUUUGAACUCAUGAUCUUUUGACAAACAUUAUGUAAACAUUUGGUUUUACUCGAGGUCGAGUAAAGGAACUAAGUGUGGGGGAGUUGACAUUC
Cuscuta epithymum is the source of this 3255-nucleotide messenger RNA. Lineage: Eukaryota; Viridiplantae; Streptophyta; Magnoliopsida; Solanales; Convolvulaceae. The record is from the annotation of a GenBank genome assembly.